Messenger RNA from Neodiprion fabricii, 3342 nucleotides. RefSeq lists its product as uncharacterized. Bases 1 to 1974 code for a protein of 657 amino acids. The transcript is spliced from 10 exons. Lineage: Eukaryota; Metazoa; Arthropoda; Insecta; Hymenoptera; Diprionidae. The record is from RefSeq and is a predicted model, not a curated record.
AUGAGAGUUGCUUUGUUCUACCCUCGGCGCUUCGCAGUCGCUCUGUUUCUGGUAGCACUCGUCUAUUGCGUAAUCCAGGCCUUACGAUCGGAACUGGGAUUCAACGACGUAGAUCCUUCAAAUACAGAUAAACUCGCUUACAUAUCACAAUUGAUCAAAACUUCGGCGGAAAAUUCGCCGUAUAUCGGAUGGUUAUUGCGCAGUGAUGGGGUUGCGGCGUGCAGGCACCCUGACUUGGAGCUAUUGAAUCCAGAAAUAAUGAAAUUCAUAAAAGAUGUUCCUCCCCUAGAAUGCACUCCAGAGGACUGGGUUAUAGCAAAUCGUUCGACCCUGGUCGUUACAGAGAAAGCCAGGCAGCGAUUUGGCCCCAUAACUUGUGCUUUCAAGGAAAUCAUCCGCGUUGACGACUACACAAAUAGAAUUACCAAACCCGUGGAAUCGGAUGUUUCCUACACUUUGAAAGACAGUGAUUACGCCGAAGUUAACUGCCAAUCUCAAACUGGAAAACAAUGGCACAGCGUUUUGGCAGGCGUGCAAAGCGACCCAUUGGCGAAAACGAAAUGGGACUGGGCCAAAGUGCCGAACGAGGGCCUGAAGUUGAACGUGCUGAUGUUCGGGUUCGACUCGCUGUCGCGAAACACGUUUAUAAGGAAGCUGCCGAAGUCUUACAGAUAUCUGAAGCAGAAUUUGAACGCGUUGGUUCUCGAGGGUUACAACAUCGUGGGCGACGGAACGCCGCAAGCCUUGAUACCAAUUCUUACGGGAAAGAUAGAGCUGGAAUUGCCGGAAACGAGGAAGCGGAUGGGCAGCAAAGCGAACUACGUCGACGUUUAUCCGUUCGUUUGGAACGAGUAUAAAAAGAGCGGAUACAUGACCGGGUUCCUCGAGGACGUUCCUAAUAUCGGAACAUUCACAUAUCGCCUCAAGGGUUUCAAAGACCAACCGACUGAUCACUACAUGAGAACAUAUUACCUCAACGCUAAUCCUCACUUUAAAUAUCAGGAGAAGUUCUGCAUGGGCGGGCUGCCCCGGCAUUCGUUAAUGAUGAAUCACAUCAAAGAGGUCUUUGAUACUUAUCCAAAUCAGCCGAAAUUCGUUUUCGGUUUUCACGGCGAACUUUCGCACGAUUCCUACAAUGACAUUGGAGCCGCUGACGAUGACGUGUACCAGUGGAUAAAAUCACUCAACGAUUCUGGGCACCUGAAUAACACGGUGCUAAUCAUGAUGAGCGAUCACGGGCAUAGAUUUGCCGAGAUUCGCAACACUCUUCAAGGUAAACAGGAGGAGAGGCUGCCGUUUUUUUCAUUCACGUUUCCAAGUUGGUUUAAGCAGGCACAUCCGCAUGCAUAUGCCAAUUUUGUUUAUAAUACUCAACAUUUAACGACACCGUUUGACGUCCACAAAACGUUGCAGAGUAUACUGAAAUUUGAAACCCCGAAAGAAGGAGAUCGCACUCAACGAGCCAUAAGCUUAUUCAACAAGAUUCCACUGGAAAGGACCUGUGCAGAUGCCUUCAUUGAGCCUCACUGGUGUGCUUGUCUGGGAUGGGAAGAAGUUGACAAAAAUAACGCGAGCGUAGUUGAGGCUGCAAAAUACUUCGUCAAGUUCCUGAAUGAUUAUCUGUCGCCUUAUCAAAAUACCUGCGAAAUUUUGAAACUGAAUAAAAUUCUGUGGGCGGCGAAACUGAUUCCAACAAAAGGGCUGCUAAAAUUCGAAAAAUCUGGUGAUGCGGACGGUUUUCUCGGAGAUUUUAGUGCUAAGACGAAAAUAACCAAAGAACUGUAUCAGCUCAAAGUCAGUACGGAACCAGGGAAUGGGUUGUUCGAAGUGAGCAUAAACCACAGUCUGGAUAACAAUUCGUUCAUGACGCGGAUUACCGACAUCAGCAGAAUAAACAAAUAUGGAUCCCAAGCUAGAUGUAUAGAAAACAGUCAAUAUCAUCUCCGGAAAUAUUGUUACUGCAAGGAUUCAUAACUACGUACCAAUGAACAGUUUUCCAGUAACAGUAAACCUCAGUAGGCGAAACACUUAACUUUCGAUAUAUAUCAUAUGAAUUCGAGCUGAAAGAAUGAUCAAUAAAUUACGACAGUGAUAUUAAUUUCUUAGUCUCGUAAGUAUUAGGCUGAUGAUAACUCAUAAAAUAAUAGCAGCUCGAACAAAUAUACCUUAACUUACUAUAAGGCAUAUGUAAAAACGUAUUUUUCUGACGACUGAUGUGUAAUAAUUAAAUUAGAGACAAGUGUUGGGCAUAAAUCAAUGGAUAACAUCGAUAUUUCAAAAAUUAAUGUUAGGAUUAUACGUAUGAGAAUAAGUUGUAUAUUAUACAAGAGCUGGAAGAAAACUUUUUUUGAUUCUAUACACGUACAGAUAUACCGUUUAAAAAAUAAUCUUCCUCUCGGUUGAGAAUAGCUUGUUGUUACAUAAUUUUAUUAUGUAAAAAUUAAUGUAUAAUAAUGUAUCGUAUUUCGGCCGUACUUUAACCCUACGCUUUUUUGCAUACACCGUUGGCCAACGUGUACGAACUUGUCCACAGCUGUUUUUCACCCACUUAAAAGCAAACAAAUACCUCCCUAACCAUUUAGGUACUUACUUCGAGGUUUGUUUUUAAUAUUUCGACAGACGGAUUAAGAAAGUAUUUAGCAAUUUAAUAAUUAAAAAUUAAUUAGGAAUGAAAAAUCGUGUCAAGUGACCAUUUUAAGUCAAGUCAGAUUGGACGAAUUCGUAUGCGUUGGCCAACGGAGGGUUGAUAUAUUAUAAUUGAAAAUAUUAAACAAGUCAUAACGACUACAUCAUGAAAAAUACUUAAUGUAAUUGUGAGGUAAUGCGUUGCAUAUUGUCAUCUUAAAUAUUUAAUGUUAGUCACAUAACAAGGACAAAACAGCAUACGCGUGAGAUCGUGAAUCUCGUAUAAUAGUAUAAAAAAUGCCAAAGUUAUUUUUGAUGCUAUAGUUGUAUUCGAUUUAUAAUUUUCAUUAAAUUUUUUCUAUAGAAACCUAUGAAAUCCGUACGACGUAUUUUUUAUGUCUACCGUUCAUUGGGAACUUUAAUGUAUAAUGUAUUUUGUAAGGGUUUUAAAUCAACUGCUUGUCGAAACUAACAAUUCAAGAGAACACGCGAACAAUCUGCCGUUUAAGUUAAUUACAUUCUACAUACUCCUUCAAAUUCACGAAAAUACUUAUAACUGUUCCUGCGAAAUUAUUUUCAUCAAUUUUGUGAUUAUUAUAUAAGUGUUUUUCCAAUUAAAAAUAUUUACAACAAAUGAUAUUGAUCCCUGUUAUACUCACAAUCACUUCAUUAGUAUUGUGAGUGAAUGCACGUUGAAUAAAAUUUUAAAAAAUCGAA